AUGGGUGAGGCCCGUGCACACCACAUACACAUGGUGCUGGAGCAGGGCAAGCCGCGUUCCGGCAGGCGCAAGCCGACCAAGCCUACAACCUCCACUUCCUCGAUGAGCAUCGGCGUGCGGAGGAGUUAUUCACCGCCGGACGUGGACGUGACCGAGCAGGAGGGGCUGUUCAACUCGUAUCGCACCGCCCGUGAAAUCCGUCGCGACCGCUGGAUGGUAGAGUCUCAAACGGAGGAAUCGAAAGAGGACACGCAGCCGACGUCCAUCCAGAUUGAUUUUAUGAUCGGUACCACUAUGUCAUCGGCGGCGAACUGCGAGCGCCCGCCGGCCAACGCUUCCUCCGCUGCCGGUAGACUCAAGGACGAGUCCCCGUGGGCUUCUCUCCCUGCAGAUUUGGCCCGGCUUGUGGGCUGGCGGGUGUUGGCCGGAGACCUCCUCGACUACGUCCGGUUCCGCGCCGUCUGCUCUGACUGGCGUUCCGCCACGGUCUCCCCGCACGGCCAUGGCAUCACUGAUCCGCGGUUUCAUCCCCGCCGGUGGAUGCUGCUGCCCGAGGGCCACGGCCUCCACCCUGCGGGAAAGAAACGCUUCUUCAACCUCUCUACCGGAGUCUUCGUGCGCCACCGACUUCCUCUGCUCAUGGACCACCUUGUUCUCUGCCCCGUGGAAGGGCUUCUCCUAUUGCAGCAGGGGCAACACGGCCAUGGGAAUACUCUCCUUCUCCUCCACCCUUUCACCGGCGAUGCUGCGGAGCUGCCGUCGGUCGCGUCUCUGAAAAGAUGCUUGAGAGCACAUCUAAAUCCACAUGGGAGAUAUGCUUGGCACGUUGACAAGAUGGCAUCGUUGAGCGUGAGUGCCGAUGGAAUCCCCAAGAUCAUGAUUGCAAUUUUAGAUUUUUCAUGCGUAGUAUGUGCUACUACCAAGGAUGACCAUUGGAGUGUCUUGGCGAGCUGGAGCUUCAUACCAAAAGGAAGGCCAAUGUCAUCCCGGGGAAGCAUAUACAUUUUACAGUGUUCCACAGGUCACAGCGAGCUACAAAUUCUCAGAAUUGACCCAGCUCAGUAUGGAUCGGGGUUACGUUCACAACCACCGAAACUGAUUGCUACAUGCCCGGCAGGCACGAUCUACCCACCUCUGCAUUUAGUAGAAUGUGACUCGGAGAUCCUACUAGUUGGAUACACGAAUUACACGAUUUCCUCGCGCAUGCUAGUUUAUAGGGUAGCUGAUCUUAUCCAAGGAAGUGUUGUCCCACUGACUAGCAUCCAAGGCAAUGCUCUUUUGGUUAGGUUUGGAUGGAGCUUGAGUGUUAGCUUCAAGGCAAUGCCUACUGUUGUUGGCGACACAAUUGUGGGCAUGUACCACGAUGGUAAACAUAUUACGUACUACGACCUCCAUAGUGGCACUUGGUCAGCAACACCGGCAAGGCUUGUAAUGCAUGAUGGUGGCAUGAAGUGUACUUGUAGCCUUAUUGACCAUAUGUAUAAUGUCUGCCAUUGUGAUACUACCUGGUAUGAACACAUGAGAUAUAAUCUUCUUUUCAUAGGCCCGGUCUAUGGAGAUUGAGCCUAUGUGUUGUGAGUGGUGGCAUGUAUGGGGUCCUCAUGGGCUAUGGCCAUUCUCUCUCAAAAGUAUGACGACAUGGUUGACUGGAACUUGAGGAGUACUUUUUCCUUCCAUUGUGCUUUACUGAUAAUAUACCGAGGAGGUGCAAAACAGAGCAGCCGAACUUGAGGAAUACUUUUCCCUUCCAUUGUGCUUUACCGAUGCUAUACAGAAAUAUAAUUUUUCUUAGAUGCCAUUUGGAAGUUGAAACAUAGAUCGAUAUCUUUUUUAAUUUUAUUGAAUGAUAUAUCUUACGUAGAUAUUUUGGAGGAAACCAAAACAUAAUGUAAGAGCUCUGGGGCCGCGUUUUUGCUCCCGGGUGAA
Molecule: messenger RNA, 1926 nt
Organism: Triticum aestivum (bread wheat)
Lineage: Eukaryota; Viridiplantae; Streptophyta; Magnoliopsida; Poales; Poaceae
Exons: 4
Coding region: 1-1563 (520 amino acids)
Source: RefSeq, a predicted model, not a curated record